This is a messenger RNA of Penaeus chinensis, 1225 nucleotides long. RefSeq lists its product as uncharacterized. Bases 280 to 948 code for a protein of 222 amino acids. The record is from RefSeq and is a predicted model, not a curated record. The transcript has 7 exons. NCBI's taxonomy places the organism in Eukaryota, Metazoa, Arthropoda, Malacostraca, Decapoda, Penaeidae.
AGGGAGAGGAAAGGGGGAAGGGAGGGGAAUGGGGGAAGGGAGGGCAAGGGAAGGGGAAGGCAGCGAGCCCCCAGUUCCCGCUCAGCGCUGGUGCAGAGCGGACGGGACUCGACUCGACGCCGGGCACUUUCUCCAUGCUGCAGAGUCACCACCCUGUUAUAACGAACUGUUCCACUUAUUCAAGAGGUACGGGCCUAGGUGACAUUUGCGCGGCAAUUCUCGCUACAUCGGGCGGAAAAAAAUUAAAUUCAACCCCGCCGACAAGGUGCAUAAACCGCGAUGGAAGGCACGCGCGGGAGGACAUCGAUUUGGUCUGUUGGUCUCCUGGAGACAUCAACGAAGCUGUUGCUCAUGAUCUGUUUGACAUCGACAGCCACGGCCUCGGAGACCGACAGCCAACAGCAGAACCCGAGAAUGGUCAUCAACAGCGUAAAAGCAGGAGCUCAUGAUGUGUCCCUUUUCCUCACUACGUAUAAUGUUACUUCGACACAGGUCACAAUAUCCUUACGAAAAACUGACACCAGCAAUAAAACCAUCAUUGAGAUCUUCCAAAUCCCGACCACAAAUGAGAACCUGUCACAACCACAACCUGAGCACAGCUUUGUGUACCAUGCUCAGCAUACAAUAAGCAUGCUCAAGCCAGACAAUGAGUAUAAGGUGUGUCUAUCUGCUGGUGAUUUGCAGCAUGAGGGGACGCCUUUAAUAUAUGAAGGAUGCUACAGAGUUAUGACACUUCCUGCUGUUGACAAUACCACGGGAAUAUAUGCAGCUCUAAUAGCAAUGGUCAUUUUGCUCUUGACUGCUGCAUUUAUAUGGGGAAUAUACCAUCUGUUUCUCCACAAGUUUCUUUCUGAUAUAUUUUCAGGGAAGAUAAGGAUAAGUACUCCUAGACAAGAAUCUCAGUUUAAUGGUGUCCUGCAAGAAUCUCAAGACAUUGAAAAUGCAUGAAACACAAAUUUCCUCCAGGAUUUAAAACAAUGGACAGUGAAAAUAUAAGUGUUUCAUAGUUUUCAGUCAUAAGACUUUUCCAGACUUUUCAGUGGGUGUCAAUGGUGCAUGCCAAUUAAUAUGAACAAGCAUUUUCAAUACAUAUUAUUUUUUUAUACUAUUUAUUCCCACAUUCCUAGUCUUUCUUUACUUCCUCCAAUCUUUUUACCUGGAAGAUCUCCUAUGCUUUGAGAAGAGGGGAAAAUGAGAUAUAAUACAGAAUAUAAUUCUAAAUGAA